Leptinotarsa decemlineata (Colorado potato beetle) is the source of this 1611-nucleotide messenger RNA. Its product is annotated as odorant receptor 10. The record is from RefSeq and is a predicted model, not a curated record. Gene Ontology annotation, biological process: detection of chemical stimulus involved in sensory perception of smell; sensory perception of smell. Gene Ontology annotation, cellular component: plasma membrane. Gene Ontology annotation, molecular function: olfactory receptor activity; odorant binding. NCBI's taxonomy places the organism in Eukaryota, Metazoa, Arthropoda, Insecta, Coleoptera, Chrysomelidae.
UUACCCUUGUUUUGCUGGGAAUCAGAACAACUGUUUCAAUAAGAGUUCAAAACUUUAGGAAGUUGUUAUACUAAGUACAUUAAUAAUGAACCAAAAUUGUUAUAAUUGUUAUCCGUAUGUGUUGAAGCUGACAAUAUAUCAAGUGAAAAUGUUUUGUGAAUCACAGUUGAUUUCGACAGAGAUUCAAGAUGAUUUUCCCCAAGAACGAACACCUGAAAGUUUGCAUGUACGCCAAUGCACUACUGGGCGUAUGGCCGUACAUAUUUGAGAACAACCCUACACUGAGGAAACUUUAUAAUAUCUACUCGAAAGCAACAUUCACCUAUUACCUUUUAUACAUACUUACCGCUAUAAUCCAGCUCGUCAUACUCCUCACCCGACAAGAAAUAAACGUCAAAGAAGUUUUUGCGAAUCUUGCCAUCACCCUCUUGUACUCCGUUACUAUCAUGAGAGUGUACGCCAUCAAAUCAACCAGGAUGAGGAAUAUUAUUAAAGAAAUAAUGGAUUUGGAAGAUAAAACCAUGGCUAGUGGAGACAAACAAAUAAUAGAAAUUUAUGAGUUUCACACUACACAGAGCAAGGUUUCUAACGUGAUUUUUCUAGUGAAUAUAUUCAUAGGUAAAACUUUUUCAAAAUAUUGUCUUUUGAAAAAUAUUCAAAUACGAUUAGUAAAUAUUCCUCCACUGUUUGUGGAGGACAUCAUCAAGUUCGAUGUUGAGAAAAACGAAACUAUUUCAAUUAAGGCCUUACCUCUCUCCUCCUGGUUUCCGUACGACGAGCAAAAACACUACCUAGCAAGUUACCUGUGGCAUAUUUUAGACGGGUCUAUUGGAGCCUCUUUCGUCAUGUACACAGACAUUUUCACUUUCAGCCUUAUCAUAUUUCCUUUAGGCCAGAUCCAUAUUCUGAAACACAUUCUGCGUCAUUUUAAUGAAUAUGCAUUGAAGAUCAAACAUCAAUUAGGUGUUACUGAGGAAGAAGCAAGCUUUAUCACAAUAAGGGAGUGUAUUCUGAAACACAAUAGUAUAAUAAGAUAUAUCAACGACUUCAACAAAGAAAUGAGAAACAUUAUGGUUUUAGAUUUCCUACAGAGUUCUUUGCAACUCGCUUCAGUAGUUAUACAAUUACUUGUGACACAAAUGAAUUUAAUUAAUUUUAUUUAUUCUGCUCAGUUUACUGUUUCUAUGCUGAUAAGACUACUGGUUUACUACUGGUAUGGAAAUGAAAUCAUAGUCGAGAGUUCAAAUAUCGCUGUGGCUAUAUGGGAAAGUGAAUGGUAUGAAGAGUCGAAAAAGGUAAAAAAUCUUAUGCUGAUUAUGAUGAUGAGAUGUAACAGAGAGCUUUGCUUGGAAAUUGGUCCGUUCAACACAAUGUCUUUAAACACUUUAAUAGGAAUACUGAAAGCAACUUACUCCUACAUGAUGGUUAUUUACCGAAGAUAAAUUUUCCAGGAACAUACAAAAUCGUUUAUCACACCACUAUUAUAUAAGUAGAUAACACUACAAGUAUAUUUGUUUCAAGCACUAAAGCUAGAACCUCAACUUUACCAAAUCACAAAUUAUUUAUAAAAUAUUUUCAAAAUGUUGCAGUAGUUUUUGCAUCUUUCAAAAC